Kuraishia capsulata CBS 1993 is the source of this 777-nucleotide messenger RNA. RefSeq lists its product as uncharacterized. Bases 1 to 777 code for a protein of 258 amino acids. Gene Ontology annotation, biological process: cytosolic ribosome assembly. Gene Ontology annotation, cellular component: mitochondrial matrix. Lineage: Eukaryota; Fungi; Ascomycota; Pichiomycetes; Pichiales; Pichiaceae. The record is from RefSeq and is a predicted model, not a curated record. The transcript has a single exon.
AUGUCUGUCGCCCGUCUUGCCAUCAGGUCCAUUCGUGGAUCUAAUCCAUUGCUGCUCAGAGCCUCUGCCCACGCUGCUUUCCGCCCAGUCAGAUUUUUCAAUGCCUCCGCUAUCAAGCUGAACAAACAGACUAGCGAACUGAAAUCGAUCCUCUCCAAGGAGUUGGAAUACGAGGAGAACGACAGUUUCGGUCUCGAGUCACACCACGAGGCCUGGUUGGCCAACUCCGGUUUUCAGGUGUCGAAUACCGACGGAAAGAUUUUGGCCGAGUUGACCAAGACGACCUCGGAAGAAGUCAUCCAUGUGUAUUUCGACGUUCAGCAAGUCACCAACAACGCGUUUGCCACCAGAGAUGAAGCUUUGAGUGAAGAUCUCGACCAGGAUGGUUUGAAUGAGGAGGAUGUUGACGAUUACCUCGACGAAGCGUUCGCUUCGGUCAACGUAGUGAUCGAGAAAGUGGCUGACAGGUCUGCAGUCGGCUUUGACAUGGCUCUUUCCAUCAAGAACUCGCAGUUUUCAGUCAACGGAAUUACCAAUUUCGACUCCGUUGAUCUUGCUUUGGCCGAAACCGCCGAGGCCGAGACCCAGAGACAGCUUAAAUACACCGGUCCUCUGUUCGAGAACCUUGCUGAAGAGCUCCAGGAGUCUAUUCAGUCUUACCUUGUUUCUAGAGGCCUUGAUGAGGAGCUUGCUGACUUUGUUGUUGCCUAUUCUGCUUACAAGGAAAACCAGGAGUAUGUGAACUGGUUGGGCAAACUGGAGGGAUUUUUCAAAUAG